Arthroderma uncinatum is the source of this 729-nucleotide messenger RNA. RefSeq names its product 5-formyltetrahydrofolate cyclo-ligase. Gene Ontology annotation, biological process: folic acid-containing compound biosynthetic process; tetrahydrofolate interconversion. The record is from RefSeq and is a predicted model, not a curated record. The coding region runs from base 1 to 729 and encodes 242 amino acids. NCBI's taxonomy places the organism in Eukaryota, Fungi, Ascomycota, Eurotiomycetes, Onygenales, Arthrodermataceae. Gene Ontology annotation, cellular component: mitochondrion. Gene Ontology annotation, molecular function: 5-formyltetrahydrofolate cyclo-ligase activity. The transcript has 3 exons.
AUGGCUACGCUGAGCACGGCGAAGAAGGAGAUGAGAAGCAGGAUCAAGAAGAUCCUGGCUGGCGUGUCUGCAGAAUCGGUUCUUUCACAAUCCUCCCUUGCCACUGAACGCCUUCUCUCGCUGCCGGAAUACCAGGCCGCCAGGCGUGUCAGCGUGUACUUGUCCAUGCCGGCCGGGGAGAUGAUGACCGGCGCCAUAGUCCGUGAUGCGUUCAGUCGCGGCAAGCAGGUUUUUGUCCCGUAUAUCUACAAGCAGGAGACGACGACGACCACAGACACUGCCGGGGCCAAGCCGUCGUCGAUCAUGGAGAUGCUGGCUCUUCGCUCGAUCGAGGACUACGAGUCUCUACAGCCGGAUAGCUGGGGGAUUCCUACUCUAGACGCCAGUUCCGUGCCUGACAGGGAAAACUGCCUGGGAGGGACCGGCUUACUGGGUGAGAAUGGUGCUCUGAACGGUGAAGAUGGCGGCUUAGAUCUCAUUGUCGUGCCUGGUAUGGCCUUUGAUGGCGGCAUGAGGAGACUGGGCCACGGCAAGGGAUAUUAUGACCGCUUUAUCAACAGAUACCGGAAUAAUAACACCCAGCAAACAGGAAAAGUUCAGAUGCCGUAUCUUGCCGCUUUCUGUCUUGCCGAGCAGGUUCUUGAGCCACCAGAGGAGGUGCCUGUUGGAGAGUACGACAACCUCGUUGACAGCCUGGUCGUAGGUGACGGACGGGUCGUGAGAAGCUGA